Molecule: messenger RNA, 873 nt
Organism: Malus domestica (apple)
Lineage: Eukaryota; Viridiplantae; Streptophyta; Magnoliopsida; Rosales; Rosaceae
Source: RefSeq, a predicted model, not a curated record
AUGGAUGAAGACAUUCUAAGGGUUUGUCUUGUUAAUCGGAUUGAGAGGCUGGGACUGGCAGAGCAUUUCAUGGCGGAGAUAACAAGGAAGUUCUGCUGGUUCCUUCGUGAUGAAGAUAUAAUGGUGUACAUAGAAGAGCACCAAGAAAUUUUUCUGAGUGCCAUGUAUAAUGUAUACAGGGCAACUGAUGUGACCUUUACAGGAGAAAGUCAGCUUGAGGAUGUUAAAAAAUUCUGUAAAAGAAUACUAGAAAAGGAUACAUUAAAAGAUUCUAAGAAUUUGCACGACCAGAUUAAACAUGAAAUUAGUAUUCCAUGGCUUGCUCGGUUGGAUCAUCUGGAGCACAGGAAGUUCAUUGAGAUGAAAGAGCCUGUUGGUCCAUGGAUAGGAAAAGGCUUAUCCUGCAGAUUAUCAUGUCAAACCAAUGCCAUGCUACUACAACUUGCCAGGGAGAAUUACACACUACGGCAGUCCAUGUUCAGAAAUGAAUUAAAGGAAUUAGAAAGGUGGUCAAAAGACAUCGGUCUUGUUGACAUGGGGUUUGCUCGACAGAAAACCGCGUACUGUUAUUUUGCCGUUGCUUCAACAGCAUCACAUUCUUCCCUGUCAUAUGUACGGCUCGCGGUUGUGAAAGCUGCAGUCCUUGUUACAGUUGCUGAUGAUUUUUUUGACAAGGAAGGUUCGAUGAAUGACUUGGAGGCUCUUGCCAAUGCCGUCGCGAGAUGGCAGGAAAAAGAACUGGAUGGACAUGGAAAAGCUAUAUUCAAGGCUCUAAAAGAUUUUGUUGAUGACAUUUCUUGGCAAUUCUUCAAACAAAAUGGAUAUGAUAUAAAGAGUUAUCUUCAGGACCUAGUAAGAUUUUUGGUAAAAUAA